AUGUCAAUUUAUGCCAAAGGCAAUUUUCCGAACUCCUGGGUGGCCCCUCUUUCAUCCAAGGUUAGUAAGAAUUGAUUUCCAGCAGGCGUGUUUGAAAACGCCGAUUUUAUUUUCAUCCAUAUUUUCCGAGUCUAUUUUUAAAUAUCCUCUAGGAUAUCAAUUGUUUAGUGUGGUAGAAGGAUCCUUCUAUGCAGUAAUACUUUGCACACCUCCGUCCAAUGACAGUAACGAAGACGGUCAAAAUCGCGUGCUUGUACUUCUUCGUAUGCUCGCCAAAUGGAUUUGAAAGCGGUUAUUGUAUUCGUUGGCCUUCUCAGGAAAAUGUGGUUUAUUGUGCCAUCCCAAAAUAAAAGACAACCCACUUGUAGAAAAACACUGUUCUGCAAACUUUGACCUCGUCAAUAAAAGCACGUUACUAAUUAUACGCAGGGCAGUGAAUUCUGUCAUUACCGCCCUGGAAAAUAAAAAUCUCCUUCAGUAGAGGCUUCCAAGACCGAAUUUUCUGAGUUUCUUAAAUCCGUUUGUUAUUAAUUUUUCAUUUUCAAGCCAGUUGGUUUGUUGAUAGUCGCCGCAUAAUACGUUUAAGAUACAUUCAGAAAAUUAUCAUCCUCAUGCACGCCGCAGUCAUUAUUAACGGCAAAGUUGCCGUAAACUUCAAGUGGACAGUACUGUCUUCCAUUUUCUUCAAGCCAACGCCCUGGCUUUUGACGUCCAACUCUGGCUUUGUUAUCGACGGAAUCUGAAGAUGCUAAUAGGCUUAGUUCUUUUAAUGCUUUUUGACCUAUUAAUCUGCGUAACUGCCGUCAGGAAGCUCUAGUUACUGGUUCCAGAUGUGGUGUUUCACACUGCUCGUUUACGUAUUGGUUUCGCAGCGAGGCAACUUUGAAUUUUCACGGCCUUGUGUACGUUUGGCGCCGCGUGAAGAGGAACCCCGUUUGAGAAUUUCCUAACGAAAUCGAAAAACCUUUUAGCGAUUUGCAUAGAAGAUUAUCUCAGUAUCAUUCCAUGCGUACUUCGAUGGUCUUUUCAACAUUAAAUGAGUAUAAAAUUGGGAGGAAGGAGGCGUCGGGGGAAAUAAUCAGCGAGAUUUUUUUUAUUUACAUUACUCAGAGAGAAUUCGCUAUCGAGACAUCAAUUAUGGAUAGACAAAACGAGUUCCUGACAAAAUGGUCCAUCAAGUUAUCUAGGUACUGUUGUCGAUGUUAUAGGAUUGCGUCGAUCACACCAAACCAUAGGCCAUACAAUUGCUGUCAAAAAGUAAUUAAGCAAUCAUUUUAUAGAAGGUCGCUUCUAACAUGCAAAAAGAAGUAACGAAAAAAAUACCCUGAGUGUCCAGCUGUCCAGUGCUGCUGCACGUAACAACACAGACGCCGUGUUACCUUAACGUUUAAAAUAUUCGAAUUUAUUGAUAAGCACAUGUUGGCGGGGAAAUCUGAUGACAGAAUGAUGCAAAUUAUGCGGAAUUUAGGCCGUACUGAAACACGCAUUCUGGCGAAUAAUCGCUAUAUUUUGGACUGGUCGUCUGUCAGGAAACGGCCACCUACCUUUACGGGCCUUUUUACCCGCGAAACAGUUCCUAUUGAGAGACACAGCAAGGGGACUAUGAGAUGGGACGUUUCUGCGACGAUAUUCUCUGUUCAAAACUAAUCCUGUAGGCCAGCGGGUGUUCACACGGGGUAAAUCGAUAAAACAGCGGAUGAAUACCAGACCGAGACUCCAAACAGCCCGCCGACUGUUUCGUGUGUUUUAUCAGGCCAAAAGAUCAGACAGGCACAGUGAGUGGCUGAUCUCAUGAAAUAUUAGCCGGAAUACCGAAAUGAGCUUUCGAUUAGGAGAGAUAACGUAGGCUGAGCUAUACUAUUAAGUGCCGUGCGACAUAAUCUUAGGACAUUUUAAAUUCGCCAGAAAGUUGGCUUUUGAACGCACUGCAAUCGGUAAAAAAUGAUCAAUUUAGUAUGUAUUUUUAACAUGGGCUUUCGGCGGUCUUAUAAGUUCAAAUAUAGUUUUCAGAAAACAUGCACAAAAGACGUUUUCUUUUACACGUUGGGUAGAAAAUGACGUUGUCUUCACAUUUCACGCUCUAAGAAAGGAUAUACUUUGAUUCUAAAUGAAUUUAUUUUUACGAGAUUUUCCAGGACCAUGCAGAAAUGUUCAUUCACACAGCGCCGUACCUGUACGUUUAUUAAUGCUCCUCGUUAGGCGCGCAUCGUAGUCCGCAUCGAUUGAAAGAUUUUGUUAGUCCUACAUAAUAUCUUUUUAAAGGCGUAGAAGAAUAUGCGAUUUUUCUUACGCGAAAAGUAUACACAUUAUAGACUGUAACGCUAAACUCCGAUGCAUUCGCUAAUCUGGCUCAAAAUUAUUCGGGAACUGCAAAACGUCUUUCAUACUUUGAAUAUACCCCUCAUUCGAGAAUAAAAUGCGAAAAUGACGCGAGAUGCUACCAUACAAGAAAAGACAGCAUAUUCUGUGCAUGCUUUCUAUAAAAUAUAUUUGAAUUUAUAAGGCUAUCGAAAAGCAAUGUGAAACAUACGUAAUAUAUAAGUAGUUAUUUUUUACCGAGUGCAGUUUUUACAGAAGGUCGGAAAGAAACUCAUUCAAAAGCCAACAUCCUGGCCAGCCCGGAAAUUACGAGAUUGCGCCGCGUGAUAAUUAAUAUUGCAACCCCACCUAAGUAAUCAUUCCUAAUCGAAAACGCAUUUCAGAAUCAAGGCUAACAUUUAGUAAGAUGGGUCACUGACUGUAUAUUGCUGGUUUCGUCAUUCAACUAUUAUAUCUUUGUCUAAAAACGCAGUAAAAGAUCAACUAACUCUCUGUGUUCGCUGCUUGUUAUUGUCUUUACUCAGAACGUGAACUAAUUUCUGAUCAAAUAUUAUUUGUUUCAAAAAACGAUUGUGGCUAGCUCCUCUAGAAAGAUUUUAUGUAAAUGCGGAGGACGUAGUACUCUCCAGUCGCAUGUUCUGUUGUUCUUUAAGAUAAUGAGGCUUUCACUUAGCACAGUUACUUUACUUACUGAGUGCUUACAAAACUGUUUUGGCUGCAGGACUUGGUCGCAAACGAAUCAGUAGAGUUUUUGCGCGUAAAUGUAGGACAAAACGAAAGACUUUAUUAUUGAGUUAAAGCAAGCGAGGCUAAAACCUUCUCUUGAAUUUUAGUACAUUUUAAUUUUCCGCCAUUCCCUGUUUUCCUAUGUCAAGUAUAAAUGCAGACUUAACAAGCGUGGUUACUCGAAAGUGUUAUUGGUUACUUUAAAUUGUUCACUAAAAGUGUUCAUACGUCAAAAUAAGGAUUGUCUUACUUUCAAAUAUAUGGUCAUUAGAUCAGAAUAUGGGUAAUACCUUCUUAGUUUUCAAUUACUUUUAAAGAGAUAUGCAUUACAAUAUAUAAUGGUAGAGGCUGUGCUCACCGAUCUUUACUACGGAACUCACUCGUCCCAUUGUGCCUUAGGGCCCUCUCUCGAGUUCAACCAGCAGACGCACAGCGGCGCAUGAUAUAGAUAAAAUGAUAUUGCCGACAAGGACAAGGGAGACUGGAAUUGCCAUUUCUGGCUUAUUAGCCGUCGUCAGCCAGUCAUACCCAACCACGAAGUGUGCAAAACCUGGGGCUUGAACUCGCGACCUGUUAGUUAGAAGUCCAACGCAUCUAACCACUAUGCCACGGGCCGCUGUCUUGUUGGCUGCGAUCAUGCGCUGCUGUGAGGCUGUUGGUUGGACUCGAGAGAAAGCCCUAGGGCACAACGCGAGAAGUGAGUUCUGUAGAAUUGAUCGGUGAGCGCCCCCCCUACCAUUGUAUAUUUCCGAUCGCAACCGACAGGACAAUGGGCCCGUGUCCCAGUGACUAGAGGCCUUGGACUUCUAACCAACAGGUCACGGGUUCGAGCUCCAGGUGUUACACACUUAGGGGUUGAGUAUGACUGGCUGACGACGGCUCAUAAGCCAGAAAUGGUCAUUGCGGUCUCCCUUAUCUUAGUCGGUAAUAACACGACAAUAUAUAACUUGCGAAGAUCAGAAGUACGUCCGAAAAUCGUUCGUCUGUUUGUUACUUGUUAAAUUAAACAUUUUCUCUGUUCGACUACUAUCGAAGUCAUCAAGCGGAAAUUUACUGGAAGUUAAAAUUGCCGUCAGAAAAUAAUUGUGGACUCAAAAUGAGAGAUAAAAAGAGGCCCGACUGCAUAUUUGUACCGAAAGGGAAGUUUGAGGACGACAGCCGACUGAUUUUUCCUUUAGUUCAAAUGGAGUGAUGGAAAAGCCUCCAUUUUCAGACAUUCAAUGUUUAAGUGGCAAAAUUUCAUGCGUCACGGUUAAUAAGAACGCAGAAAUAAGUAAACAACGUGAGAGUUGUGGGCCGUAAAUGACUUCUGGAUGUAAGCCGUAAACGGUGUCAUUAGGUUGCAUGCAUAACCAAAGGAGAAUUCGGUCUCAAGUGAGCAAAUAGCCGAAUUUUCAUCUGGUCAAAGAAGCAUAAUCAUGUUUGAAUGCAGAGAAAAGUAAGAACAACUCAAGUCUGACGAGCUAUCAGCUGCAUCAGAAGACAAAAUUACGUAUCUCGUAUUGCUUAAACUUAUGAUUAUAUAAUUUACUUAUCGAAUGGCCAUAGUCGCCAUCUUACGAACACAGACGGUUUUGAUCGUUUGGCAAGUUGACGAGGUGCUACCUAUCAAAAGUUCUUGGAGGAAGUGACAAAAGAAAAAUUUCUUCAUUGGUUAGCCAAAACCCAGUCUUCUAGCUGGUUUAAACUCCCGAAAUCGCCGAUAGACGGUUGGUAUUUCAAAGUUGCUAGAGCACUGGGUAGCAAACUAAGACAGUUGAAUAUCACGAUAAUCAGUGUUUUUGUUUAUGGUUAUGAGUUGCGCAUUUUAUAACCCAGGACAGGAUACACAUACUUAUUUGUCAAUCUUGAAUGAAAAAUGGCAGUUACUAACACGGUAGACUUUUAAGACGACCCUGAUCCCUUGUUCCAAAUUAGACAUUUAUACCCAGCUUAAUCCGGGCGGGUAUAUCGAUACCUAAGCGCAUGUCUUCCUCCGCAAAUUCAAUUCACCUGAAGCUAGAUACUUCGACACUUCCAUGUUUGCCAACAGAAGCGAAGAGACGAGUCCCAGGAAGCAGUCUUGAAGAAGAAGACACGCUCGCCGGGACAAAAGCUUUAUUAGCCUGACGUUUGGGAUUCCUGCUCGAAUCCACCAUCAGAGACAUAAGCAGAUAAGGGUGGUUCAUGCACAUGCGGCUGCAGUAUUUAUAGGAUGCAGUAGCCAUGCUACCGCAUACCUAUGAAUAUUCACGGCUUCCUCCCCUUCAUCAGGGAUCGUUGCACGUGGUGUGAUGGCCGACAUUCGCGUCGUUAAUUGUUGCAAUUUCAUCACGUGCGGUGGAUGUUGGUGCGAUGAUUGCUCGAUCAUCUGACGCGCUGACCCGAGUGUUGGGAAGAGUGUUCACCAGUGCGUUCCCCGCGUGGCCAAUUACUCCGCCUAGACGAAGUCUCAGCACCGAGUAUUGAAUGGGAAGAUCACUGCACUUGUAAAUAGUCUGGGGGCCAGUAAAUCAUGAGUCAAGCAGCUCCCGGCUCACGCGGUUGUCAUCUCUUGCAAGAAUUUCGGCCUCGUCAAAUUUGAGUGGGUGGCCGGAACCCGUCGAAUGAGCCACAACUUGAGAGCUGGCGUCAUUUCUGCUCACCGCUGCAGCGUGUUCGGCCAUUCGCGUUUGGAGCUGUCUUCCGGUUUUUCAUGUGCAAUAACACCGACCGACAGACGCAUGGCGAGACCUUAAGAUACGGCUUUGGCCCGAUUCUAUGGCCACUCUAAGGUGCACAAAGACGGCGCUCCUCUUCAACCCAUCGCGUCGCCCAAAGGUACUCCAACGUAUGGACUGGCUAAGUGGCUGUUUUGGCGUCUCAAGUUCCUGACCGCUGAGUCAGACACCACGAUCUCUUCGUCAGCAGAAUUUCUGGAGAAACUCAAAGAGGUAAGCCUCCAUCCAAAUGAGGUCAUGGUAUCUUUUGAUGUUACAUCCCUUUUUACUUCUAUCCCCCAGGACCUGGCGAUCGAGACAAUCGAGCUGCUACUACAAAGCAAAUACGAUGAAACGGAGAACCGUCGUAGACACGCCCAAGUUCUUCAGCUCCUUCAGCUCUGUCGAAGGACGAACUUCACGUUCGACGGGACAAUCUACAAACAGAUGAAGGGCACACCAAUGUGUUCGCCGAUUUCGGGGUUCAUCGCCGAGGCGGUCCUGCAACGGUUAGAGUCGCUGAUCUUCAAACACCACAAACCGAAGUUCUGGGCCCGGUAUGUGGAUGAUACCUUCGUCGUCAUCGACCGGGAUCAACUGCUGACAUUCAAAGAACGUCUGAAUGCGGUCUUCCCGGACAUACAAUUUACGAUGGAGGAGGAAGAGAACAACCAGCUGGCCUUCCUGGAUGUCCUCGUAUGUCGAAAGGAUUGUGGUGGGUCAAAGACAAAAGUGUUCAGGAAAGCGACAAAUACGAUGCAAGUACUGAACUUCAACAGCAACCACCCAAUCAGUCACAAACGCAGUUGUGUAAGGACGCUCUAUCGGCGUGUCGAAACGCACUGCAGUGAGCCGGAAGACACGAUUGCCGAACUGCAAUACCUCCGACGGGCCUUUAAAGCCAAUGGUUACCCGCACAACUUUGUCAACCGGUGCAUACGCAAAAUGGACGAAAGGCCUAACCGCACAAGCACCAAAGUUGGGCGAGCGCUUCCAUAUAUCAAGAACGUUUCGGAAGCUGUUGGCCGCCUUCUCGCACCACUUGGGGUUGGAGUUGCACACAGGCCGGAGGCAACCAUCAGGCGUCCGUUGAUGAAACCAAAAGACCCAAUGCCACGGCAAGAAACGUCUGGAGUCGCUUAUCGGAUCUGGUGCAGUUGCGGACAAAGCAAAUACGUCGGAGAAACCGGAAGACAGCUCUUAACGAGAAUGGCCGAACACGCUGCAGCGGUGAGCAGAAAUGACGCCAGCUCUCAAGUUGUGGCUCAUUCGACGGGUUCCGGCCACCCACUCAAAUUUGACGAGGCCGAAAUUCUUGCAAGAGAUGACAACCGCGUGAGCCGGGAGCUGCUUGACUCAUGGUUUACUGGCCCCCAGACUAUUUACAAGUGCAGUGAUCUUCCCAUUCAAUACUCGGUGCUGAGACUUCGUCUAGGCGGAGUAAUUGGCCACGCGGGGAACGCACUGGUGAACACUCUUCCCAACACUCGGGUCGGCGCGUCAGAUGAUCGAGCAAUCAUCGCACCAACAUCCACCGCACGUGAUGAAAUUGCAACAAUUAACGACGCGAAUGUCGGCCAUCACACCACGUGCAACAAUCCCUGA
This is a messenger RNA of Spirometra erinaceieuropaei, 7328 nucleotides long. NCBI's taxonomy places the organism in Eukaryota, Metazoa, Platyhelminthes, Cestoda, Diphyllobothriidea, Diphyllobothriidae. The record is from the annotation of a GenBank genome assembly.